This is a messenger RNA of Urocitellus parryii (Arctic ground squirrel), 1939 nucleotides long. The record is from RefSeq and is a predicted model, not a curated record. Lineage: Eukaryota; Metazoa; Chordata; Mammalia; Rodentia; Sciuridae.
AAUAGCCACAGUUGGGGUCCCUCGCGGCUGCCUCAUUUCUGGCGACUGGAGCCGUGGAGAUUCCGCGGUCAGAGGUUUGAAAGUUUGCAGAAUCCUGAGACUUUCCCACUGAAAAAGACUUUCCUCUUCACUGACAAUUUCCCACCAUGAUUCAUAGUCUUUUCUUGAUCAACUCCUCUGGAGAUAUUUUCCUGGAGAAACAUUGGAAAAGUGUGGUCAGUCGUUCUGUUUGCGAUUACUUUUUUGAGGCACAGGAAAGAGCAACUGAGGCAGAAAAUGUGCCUCCAGUUAUCCCUACCCCUCACCAUUAUCUCUUAAGUGUUUACCGCCACAAGAUCUUUUUUGUGGCCGUGAUUCAGACUGAGGUCCCACCUCUGUUUGUCAUUGAGUUCCUUCACCGAGUAGUGGACACAUUUCAGGAUUAUUUUGGAGUCUGUUCAGAGCCGGUGAUCAAAGACAAUGUGGUUGUGGUUUAUGAGGUUUUGGAAGAGAUGCUUGAUAAUGGGUUUCCCUUGGCUACUGAGUCGAACAUUCUCAAAGAACUGAUAAAACCUCCCACUAUCCUUCGGACAGUUGUCAACACCAUAACAGGAAGUACCAAUGUGGGUGACCAACUUCCAACUGGGCAGCUGUCAGUGGUGCCUUGGCGACGGACUGGGGUAAAAUAUACCAACAAUGAAGCCUAUUUUGAUGUGAUUGAAGAGAUUGAUGCCAUUAUUGACAAAUCGGGUUCCACAGUUACUGCUGAGAUCCAGGGCGUGGUUGAUGCCUGUGUAAAACUCACUGGAAUGCCAGACCUUACACUUUCCUUUAUGAACCCCCGGCUGUUGGAUGACGUCAGCUUCCAUCCUUGUGUUCGUUUCAAGCGCUGGGAGUCAGAGCGUAUUCUAUCCUUCAUCCCACCUGAUGGAAACUUCCGUCUGCUCUCUUAUCAUGUCAGUGCACAGAAUCUCGUUGCAAUUCCAGUGUAUGUCAAACAUAAUAUCAGUUUCCGGGACAGUAGUUCACUUGGACGCUUUGAAAUAACAGUGGGACCUAAGCAGACUAUGGGGAAGACUAUAGAAGGAGUGAUUGUCAUCAGUCAGAUGCCCAAAGGAGUGCUGAAUAUGAGCCUCACUCCAUCCCAAGGGACACACACAUUUGACCCAGUGACAAAGAUGUUGUCUUGGGAUGUAGGAAAAAUAAAUCCUCAAAAGCUACCAAGUUUGAAGGGGACCAUGAGUCUUCAGGCUGGAGCUUCCAAACCAGAUGAAAACCCCACAAUCAACCUGCAGUUUAAAAUCCAGCAGCUGGCCAUUUCUGGACUCAAAGUGAAUCGUCUGGAUAUGUAUGGAGAAAAGUACAAACCCUUUAAAGGCAUAAAAUACAUGACAAAAGCUGGAAAGUUUCAAGUUCGAACCUGAAGGGAAAGUUUUGUAGCUGGAACACUCAUGAACACUUUUUCAUUUCUUACUUGUCUAAAAGUAAAAAAUAUCAGCCUGUCUCUUAGUUUUAUCUUGCUGCUUCCAGGACUUAUUUGUGCUGCAGAGUAAUGUUGCUUUGUGGUUUUUCUCUGGGAUAAACUGCUACAUACAACCAGAUGUGCUUCAUACUCCAUCACUCCACACUGCAGCCUGUACACACCCACCAUGGUAGAGGAAACUUUUCUGCCUGUGAAUCCCAGGAAUGUUCAGAAUCACCUCUUCUGAGGGCUCUGAAAGGUUCCUAAGUCACAGGAAUCAACUAAUCUUGGUCCCUGAAGAUUUUGCAGCUGUUUUAUGUCUUCUAGGGCAGCUUAUCUUAUUGCAAGGGACAUAACUAAGAAGAAUUAAAGUCUAGACUAUGGGACUUGUGGGCCUAAGCAUGUGAAAUAACCAUCACACAUGGGUGUAGCAGACCACUGGAGUACAAUCAAGCAUCACUGCCAGCUUCCCACAAUGUGUCAGGUGGCAUGAAUAGU